AUGUUGAGAGGUACCAGAAGACCAGGAUUUGCCGCUAGUAAUCCACUAAACUCCCCUAUAGUGGCGCAUACCAAUGGUACGCCACAGCAUGUCUCUAGGGAUGAGAUGCUACAAUUUCUAGAGAGAUUUAUAAGUGAAAAGGAAACGCUGGGGGGCGAUCAAGCAUUGGGUACAGAUGCCGCAUCGUCUGAUAUCAGUCUGUCAAGUGCAUUAUCACAGCUGAAAAGAGUUCAGAGAGACUUUCAAGGUUUACCACCUUCCGCAUUGGAGGAAGGCGGUGACUCCAAUGCAGAAAGUAAAGCUACAGAAACCAAGAGUGCUGCAGGUGGCACCAAAACAACAUUUGAGGAUUAG
Messenger RNA from Zygosaccharomyces rouxii, 354 nucleotides. RefSeq names its product DNA-directed RNA polymerase I subunit RPA14 (gene RPA14). The record is from RefSeq and is a predicted model, not a curated record. Bases 1 to 354 code for a protein of 117 amino acids. The transcript has a single exon. Lineage: Eukaryota; Fungi; Ascomycota; Saccharomycetes; Saccharomycetales; Saccharomycetaceae.